CAGAACGACGAGUAAAAAUCUCAUUAAUCAUCAAAAUCUGCACGGAUAUAGGUCCUUUUAACCUGAUUAGCAUAAACAUAUUUCAGUAAAAUAAUUCUAAUUAGGGGAAGUGCCACUGCUUUCAUCAGCCUGUUCUAAACUGUAGGAUCACAGUGGAGACCAGAGUCUGCACAGUGUAACACACCAUCAAAGGAUUCAUGAACUGCACAAAAGCCUUUGGAGAACAGUCUUCACAUGCACAGGUUCACUCUGCUGUGUGGGUUGUUGUGUGACCCCCCGGGUCAGAGCCGGUGCACAGAGCUGCAGCCUCGUCUGUCACUCACCUCCUGAAAUAGAAACCUGCAGCCCGACACCGCCCCGCUCUCUCUGUUUAUCUCUCGCUCUCUCUGCAGCCUGUCAGCAACACUCCCACAGGUGCUGUGGGUCGCCCCACACUGAGCUGGUGUUCACAUCAAACUCACCCGCUGCUCCAAAACUUUCUCUCAGCCACAUUUCUGAGUCUGAAAACUUUGAAAAUUUCAUUUAAUUGGAUUUAAACUGAGAGCCUGAACACUCCUCCUGGACCAGGAACACACCCUUCGGCUUUAACCCGAGCCAGGACCAGGACCAGAACCAGGACUAGGCUCUCCCGGAGAAGUCCGAACUAAGUUUGACCUUGAAUGUUUGACAGCAGGACAUGAUCCUGAUUCUGGUCCCGGUGCUGUCGGUAGUUUAAUGCUAAGCUGAUUUCAGAGACACAAUCAUGAGCGGCCACGAGGACACAGCAAAAAGAGAAAGAGGGCGGGGCAUCUUCCUCAGCGCUCACCGCUGCCCUGAAGUCGACGUGCUGCCUCAUCAAACUGCUGAGGCACAAAUCCUUCCACGCUGUUCUCCAGUUCCUGCAGACAAGAGCUCUGAGUUCACCUGCACAGGUGAGAGCGAGCCAGAUUACCUGGACUUCUGCUCCACCCAUCGCUCCGAGGUAGAUGAGGAAGAGGAAGACGAAGGGAGUGUCAGCGACUGGUCGGAGGAAGAUCUCUCACUCCACUUCUCUCCCUCUGUCCUCAUCCAAUCAGACGAUGAAACGUCUGAUCCAGAGAGUGGCUUUGAGUGUGUUGACAUCACCAUAGAGACACAGGUGAAAGGUCAGGAUGCGGAGGGGCUAAAGAUGGUGCCUAAACGGCAGAUUCACCUGAAGAAGAAGAAGAAGGACGGCGAGGAUGGCGCUGAACAGGUGAUACUGAAGGAUGUUCCUGCUGAGGGCAGAGGAAUUAACAAUAAUACGUCAGCUAAUGAGCUGCUGUGUCCCACUACUCGAUCACGGCCUGAACUGUUACUACGGCAACACAGUAUGCCCACCUCCUUUCACGCCACCUCAAAUACUAGCAGUGAUGCUGAGAGCUACGGGGUCUACAAGGGCCUGAUUGCAGGGGCUGGCCAAGGGCUCCUGAUUGGAGGAAACUCUCAGCGUCUUCAGAAGUCGUUCUCUCUGGAUGAAACCAAAACAAAGAUGGCAUCCUGCCUCAUUAAGAACGUGCUGUCGAAAAAGAUGCAGGUGGAACAGAAAAACCUGAAGAAGAACGCGGAGGUAUCACCUGUCCUGCCUCUGGGUCAUCAGACAGGAGGAGGCGGGGUCAGAGCUCCGGUUCACGUGGUGAGAGACGUGAGGAGUUUAGUUAAACACUCAUACGGCCACUCAUUCACCACAUCAGCCGCGUCACAGGACAACAAGUCAACAAGCUGCAAAGCAGUUGGCCAAGAGGAUAGCCCUAUGCCCACUUACCAGCAGGCUGUGGGGGUCAAAGGUCACUUCUCCAAGGUUGCUGUGUCUUUCAGCCAAUCACAAGACAAGAAGCAAAGUAAAUCAUCCAGACAGCCGAUGGCACAGCAGAGACGAGGAAGUGAGCCAAUUAUCAGCAAAGGUUUAGACCACUUAGACCCACCCACUUUGAAGCCCAACCCAUCAGCGAGAGCUGUGACUCCACCUUCCCACCAGGGCACCUGGCCACUGCUCGUGCUCAGAACAGAGCUCCAUCCUGGACCCAGCAGUCCACACCUGGUGCAAGCAUCCACCUGCCCUUUAGGUCCGAGGAGUUCCCGAACCGGCAAACUGGAAAACUUUUCUGAACAAGUGGACCCGACCAAAACACAACGAGAGCGAGAGGGUCAGAGCGGGACAGCAACGCUUCCGAGCCAGAACCAACAAGAGCUUCAGCAGCAGCGCCUGCAUCCACAGCCGAUUCUGUGCAGCGUUCCCAGUCUCUUACCUGCACAGGUAUCUGGGGACUUCCUUGUCGAUGUGUUGGGCUCUGCUGCAGCACCUGGACCCUUCUUCAGAGUUCCCGCCCCCUGUCAACUGAUGUUAGACCCUAAAAGUGGGCAGUUCUUCUAUGCUGACACGUCCCUGCAGCAUCAGAGGAAGAUGCUCCUGAUCCAGAAACUGGACAGUCUUCCAGGUGUUCUUCUCCAGCUGGCUCAGCCUCCAAUGCUGCCAUGUUCCCAGUGA
Molecule: messenger RNA, 2485 nt
Organism: Maylandia zebra (zebra mbuna)
Lineage: Eukaryota; Metazoa; Chordata; Actinopteri; Cichliformes; Cichlidae
Source: RefSeq, a predicted model, not a curated record